CAGUUCAGCAAGGCCAGGUCGAGUGGACCGCGCUGGCUGCAGGAAACCAACAGCAGACACAGUACUUUUGGACGGGAGGCCCUCUUGCAUAACCCAGUCCCCCCGUAGGCUGGGGCGCAACCACCCAGGAGGCCCAGGAUCGCAGGAAUUGCCCAGCACAGAGACUCGUUGCAAAUGAAAUCCAGGACAUUGUCAGUGAUACAAGAGUUUUGAGUUCACAAGAGAGAGAGUGAUAAAGUGAUAAGUGUCGCCUGGAGGAGAGCCUAGCUACCCUACAUUUUUCGCACGAGCAGAGGCCGAUUGCAUAACGCGAGACCGUGGCGUCUUCGGAGGGGCCCAGCAGCGGAGAUUCCGCCCUGUUCUCGAAGCUCGGUGGUGCCUUCUUCGGGGGGCCCAACUCCCCACAGCGAGUCGUCACAAAUAUCCGUGGGUUCCUCGCGAAUCGGCUCACUGGGGCAAUUCCCGAUACAGGUUGCCUUCUUGCGGAAUGAAAGAUAUUGGGCACGUCGAUGAGCAACUGUGCAGCCUUCAGGUCUAACCCAUGCGGCCAUCAUGCGUUGACACCGGCUCACCAGCGCUAUCUGCAGCCAAUCGAUCGUGAAGUGAGGUAAAGAGUUUGAGACAGUCAGCCCCAAAGCCAGCGCCACCAUGUCUUGGACCAUUCCCGUGAUUAAUCUGGAGUUCAACGACGUGAAGGAGAUCGUAUGGACGAAGAUCCAGGAGCCGGUGAUGCAGCGUCGCCUCAUUCUGGUGAUCGUGUCCAUCGCCCUGCUGCUGGACAACAUGCUGUACAUGGUGAUCGUGCCCAUCAUUCCCGACUACCUGCGCUACAUCGGGGCGUGGGGGAUUGAGGAGGAGAUGGCCAAUGCCACUAACGGUAAGCCCAUGCCGCACGACCACCACGGCCAGGACUCGGCCACUGGGGUGCUGUUCGCCUCCAAGGCGAUCGUCCAGCUCAUGGUGAACCCCUUCUCGGGCGCCAUCAUUGAUCGCAUCGGCUACGACCUACCCAUGAUGAUCGGCCUGACAAUCAUGUUCCUCUCGACGGCCGUCUUCGCCUGCGGUCGCAGUUACGGGGUGCUUUUCUUUGCGCGCUCCCUGCAGGGCGCCGGCUCAGCCUUCGCGGACACCUCAGGUCUCGCCAUGAUUGCCGACCGCUUCACAGAGGAGAACGAGCGCUCGCGCGCUCUGGGUAUCGCCCUGGCCUUCAUUAGCUUCGGGUGCCUGGUCGCACCACCCUUCGGCGGCGCUCUGUACCAAUUCGCCGGCAAGGAAGUGCCCUUCCUCAUCUUGUCCUUCAUCUGCCUCCUCGACGGCCUCAUGCUGUUGCUGGUGAUGAAGCCGGUGAAGGAGCAACUGGCCGAGAGGCAGAACGAGCGCUCGCCUACAAUACCCAUCUGGCGCCUCAUGAUGGACCCUUACAUUGCCGUGUGUGCCGGUGCCCUGAUGAUGAGCAAUGUCGCCCUGGCCUUCCUCGAGCCCACAAUAUCGCUGUGGAUGGAGGACAACCUCACGACUGAAAACUGGAAGAUUGGCAUGAUCUGGCUGCCGGCCUUCUUUCCCCACGUCUUCGGAGUUGUAAUAACAGUGAAGAUGGCCAGAAAGUAUCCGCAGCACCAGUGGCUGAUGGCAGCCGGCGGACUGGCUCUGGAAGGCCUCUGCUGCUUUAUCAUACCCUUCUCCUCCUCCUACAAGGUGCUCAUGAUUCCUAUCUGUGGCAUUUGCUUCGGUAUUGCCCUCAUCGACACGGCCCUGUUGCCCACUCUAGGUUAUCUCGUGGAUGUGCGCUACGUCUCAGUGUACGGGAGUAUCUACGCCAUUGCUGACAUAUCCUACUCCCUAGCGUAUGCAGUGGGGCCCAUAAUUGCAGGCGGGAUUGUGGAGACGAUAGGCUUCACUGCCCUGAAUGUCCUGAUAGCCUUUUCGAACCUCCUGUAUGCACCUGUUCUGACGUAUCUCAAGCACAUCUACGACUUCAAGCCGUUCCAGAGUGAGGCCAACAUCCUCAUGGGUGAUCCGCCCACCAAGGAAUACCAGACUUAUACAAUGCACGACCAGAAACCGGUGGGAGACUACAAGAACCAUUUGGAGUAUGGUCGGUUCGAGGAGGAGCAAGGGGUGCAGGAGACAAACAUAGAUCAGGAUCAGAACGGGUAUGUGGCUCAGGGGCAGUACGAUCAAUCCUACCAGUAUCAGCAGCAGCAGGGCUAUCAGCCCGGGUAUCAGGAGCAAGGUGGAGUGUAUGACCAGCAACAGAGACAAUUGCCUCAGCAACCGGUGGCAAAUCCCUUCAGGCAGGGCGAACAGGCCCCACAAGAGCAGGGGAGACAAGUGUCGAAUCCCUUCCGACAGGGCUACUAAAGUGGUCUCCCGCCUCCCACUCGUUAUCGUUUGUGUUAUGCUCUUCUUGUUGCAGAAAUUAUCACUCUUAUUGAAACGUGCAUGAAAGCGGGGAAAUUGCUCCCUCUGCAAUUGUUAAUUACUGACCACGGUUUUCAGAAUAUUGAUUGGCCAGUAUUGUUCGAGCCUUGUUUACAACCACUGUCGCUAUAAAUUCGAAUGUGAAAAUCUCACUGAAAAUUUGUUAGGUCUGUUCGCAGCACAAUUGAGGCGUCUAUAUAAUCCAAGAGAAGACACACAAUUAUCAAAUACAUAUCCAGAAAGAAUAUUAUAUGCAAUUAUCUAUAUACAAAAUGAAGAUAUUUACUAUAUAAAUGUGGACUAUGUAUAGAGAGAUAUAUUAAACUGUUGUAAAUAUUUUACAGUGACUUGGACAUAUUUUGCUGCAGAGUUAUAUUGAGACUUUUUGAGAUUUUACGUGUGCUCUUAAAUUGAAUUGGUAUAUCCAAAGAAAAGGAGGGUUAGAGUGCGAGGAUAAUGCGGAAACUUUCUCUGCGCAGAAUUUUCAAUUUUUCCUCGCCGCAGCGCCAAUUCGAUGUUAAUGAAAAUUUAUUAAUACACUCUGAUGGUUCUUUUCCCCUCCCUGGUUCAUUUUCAGCUCCCAUAUCUUAGCUAUAGGCAUUUAGGAGUAUAAUAUUCUAGCAUGUAGGAAGUCAACUGGAUCGAGGGGAGGCUCCGCCGCGGCAUCGGUAUCGCAUACAUAUCACACAAGUUUGCACGUCUAUUGGGUGCUCGCUCAAGGGUAGGAUGGUCGCCCACUAUUGGUAUCAGCCCAUCCGAACUCCCUGCUCGAUCAAAAUCGGUUGGCAUAUGAGUUGACUUAUCUUAUGGGUUCUGGUGGAUGGGCUCUAAUCAGGAGCCACGCCACGUUUUAUAACAUUAAGACACAACCAAGGUAACGAUACAUAUCAGAGUCAUGUGACUCGCCUGAUUUUUACCAAAGUGAUAUUAUUCGGGAAAACUGAGGUCCACAUCAAGGCCUCACGAUCCCAAUUUAUUAUAGAUAUAUUGAGGAUGGAUAGUUAUAUCUAAGGAUAAAGGAUACAGAUAGACACUAAAGGUAAGAGACAUAGUGUAAGGGCAAACAUCAUUACGUGUAAAGUAGAGACAGAAUGUCAUUGGAUGUGAGGUUGGAUGGAUGGAAGACUUAGGUUUGGAUCUUAUCAUUACCGAGUCAUAUCAAGUUUAUCAAUUAAUCGUAAUAGGGUAGCGUAUAGUGUCAGAGAAUCCUGGUGUAUUUUCCUUUUGAUUCUUCGCUUGAGUUCCUUUAGAGGAGGCGAUCCUCAUGUAAAAGUUAGACCCAAAUGCAGUGUUACACAAUAUCGAAAGGUCCCCUGUAGGGGUGGGUGAGCCCAAGUCGUACAUCGAAUACCGCAGAAGUUAGUGAAGAGAAACUUGAUUUACAAUUCAAGCCAGAGACCACAUAUAAGACAAAUCCCGAGAGACCUUGAUUUAAAUAUAAAUUCGGAUAAACUUUUAGGAAUCCCAGAAAAAAAACAUCCAGUCCGUAAUUUAACGAAGCAAUACAAAAUGGAGAAAAAAAAUUGUAACUUGAGUAAUUAAUAAUCAUGACUUAACAGUAAUCUAAAUAAAUUUAACUACUUAUAGCAUUAGAUAUUUAAACAAUUAACUUAUGUAUAAUCCAUAAUACCAAUUAUAGAAGGAAAAAAGAAGAAGAAACAAGAUGACAUGAUAGGAGCGGAGGUAGAUGAGAUAAUCUGUAGAUAUGCUAGACGCUAAAACAUUGAAAAUAUGUAAAGAUCAGAAGCGUUCUGGGACUCACACUAAUCGUCACAAUUAUCACGUAGGUUCAAUUAUUGGGGAUAAAAACCAAAAAUCAAGCAGAGAGACAUGCUUAAGAUUAUAGGAAUGAUUUGUAGGUCGUUAAAGAUGAGGGCAUGAGAGGAUCUUCUGUACAAUAUAAACCCUCAAAGUCAUGAAACAUGAAGUUGAAACCAAUGUAUAGACGUAGUUGAGAGAAAGAAUCAUAUAGAAUAAUACUGUAUAAGGAAAUUAUGUACGAACAAUGUUGCAUUUGUAUAUAAACUGGAAGUGAAUAAGAAGGAUAAGCUAUUAUACAUUAUUUUGCUCUAUAAAGUAUUCAUUCCUGGCAUUAUUUCCAUUGAACAAAAGGUGAAAAAAAAAUCAAUAAGAGAGCUUCUUUUCAUUUAAUCAGCGAAACCUUCCAUUUUAAGCAGCAUUUAUUUGAACAUACCAGUGAAUUUCGAAAGGAUACCAUUUAGGAUACAUAAUUUAUAUGUAAAAUGUAGGUGUAAAGUAUUAAAAAAUGAAAUAUUCCACCGCUCUUUCAACAAAAUUUCCAUUCAUAACAAAUAUUAUUCGCCGCGUCUUGAGAAAAUUGUGUAUAUCUGUGAAGCAAAUAUCUCGAAGGUGUUUUUUUGCGCAUUUAAAGCAUACCCUGAACAUAAUCCCUAGUGUAAAUACAGUCUCUGCUGUAGAGAAUGAGAAAAUCUACCUAGAAAUCUCUUGCAUUUUCACGCCCCAAGACUUGAGGAUGAAGAAUGAAGAGACUAUGGUGCCGGCAAGUGUAAUAUAGGAUUAAAAUUAGACGGUAAAUAGUACUAUUAUGCUCCUUUCAGAGAAUGCAAAAACAAUGUAACAAAUUGAAUUAUUAAUGUAGGAAGAAUUAUAAUUGGUAUUUUCCAUCACAAUGGCUUUUCUUUGAUUUUACAGUGUGAAAAAUAAACAAGAUUAUAAAUUUAUCACAAAGGUAAAGAACAGAUUUACAAGACACGCCCCAAUUCCCGUCAAUAUAAAUCACUAUAGUAAAUGUGUGAGUCUUACACUAAGCCUUACAUAUCUACUGAUGGUUGCGGAUAACAAUUUAACAACUAGUAAUCAAUUAUCGAUUACAAUAUGUGACAUUUUGUGUUGGCAAGUAUGAUUUCUGUUACAGAAAAUUCUGCCCCCAAAAUUGUAAUGAAUAAAUAAGAAUUUCCCCAUAACAGAUAUAAAUAUAUGGCAUAUUUCACAAUCCAAUAACGCCGUAUCUUGUGAAUCUGCUCUUGAGCGACUGUAAUUAAAUAGCAAGAAUAUGAAAUGUAACCCAAAAAAAUGAGCAGCAUUAAAUAAACUACCAUUAACUAAAUGUAGGCUAACAAUUGAAGUAAUAUUCCUGUUGAUGUAGUAUUGUGCAGAUAUAUUUGAGUAUAUUUAAAACAUAAUUGAGAAUGCAAUUAUUCAUUUUUCCUCAAAAUAUCUAAUGAUGGAAGCAUAUAAUUUUGUUCCCCGUUGAUAAGUUACUGAAUGUGUAAAAUCUCACGGCAAAAAAGAAGCAGUGAAGAAAUGAUAAAAAAAAUGUGUAUGCUAUAACUUUAAAGAAGAAAAAAAAAACAUAUAACUUAUAACAAUUACAAUUAAACUUUUGAUUGUUAUCCGAAAAAAAGCAAUGUGGUUAUCAUUGAGAGUGUCUUCAUCCCCUUUUGUUGUUGCGCUAUCUGGAUGAGAAGGGAAGGAAAGUAUGAGCUAAUAGUCCCCCUUAUUGCUUCCUCAUAAUACCAUGAAGAAUGCUGUCGCAUACCAACCCUCGUGUUAUGAGAAAAUAUUGUCAACCAUCAUCAUUGUACACAAAUACGUUUUUCUCACCAUAA
This is a messenger RNA of Phlebotomus argentipes, 6011 nucleotides long. RefSeq names its product vesicular acetylcholine transporter (gene VAChT). Gene Ontology annotation, cellular component: membrane; AP-2 adaptor complex; terminal bouton. The transcript is spliced from 2 exons. Gene Ontology annotation, molecular function: acetylcholine transmembrane transporter activity; xenobiotic transmembrane transporter activity. The record is from RefSeq and is a predicted model, not a curated record. Gene Ontology annotation, biological process: xenobiotic transport; chemical synaptic transmission; transmembrane transport. The coding region runs from base 649 to 2361 and encodes 570 amino acids. NCBI's taxonomy places the organism in Eukaryota, Metazoa, Arthropoda, Insecta, Diptera, Psychodidae.